This is a messenger RNA of Rotaria sp. Silwood2, 1572 nucleotides long. The record is from the annotation of a GenBank genome assembly. NCBI's taxonomy places the organism in Eukaryota, Metazoa, Rotifera, Eurotatoria, Philodinida, Philodinidae.
AUGAAAUCACUUCGGUUUCUAUUUCAAACAAAUAUUUCACCGAUAUUUAUAUGUUUUAUACAUGAAGAUAAUACUCUUCAUCAAUUAUUUUGGACAUUUCGUCAUUUAAUUACAAUAUUUAAUUGGCCAUUAACAACAAAAAUCUUUUCAAAUCGUUCAUUUGCAACAGGGUCAAUAUUUGAACGAAUAAUGGCAAAUUAUCUUGGUUUUAUUGAUUUAUCAACAUUAAAUCUAAAUCAAACCAAUCUAUUUUGUUAUCUUUAUCGAUGUUUAAAAACAUGUCAUCAAAAUGGACCGAUUAUUUUUCUUUUCGAUCAUUCAACUAUUUCCAAACCAGCAUCUUGUGAUUAUUAUUUAAUUUCUUUUCUAUGUGAUUUAAUUCGAUUUGAUUUAUCAAUACCAGAUUUGGUUUUAAUUCCAACUCGUUUGCAUGAAUCAUAUUUAUCAUUUAGUCAACCAUUUUUAUUUAAAGAAUUACUUGAAUUUUUUAUUAAAAAAAUAAAUAUUCAAACACAAUUUUGUGAAGUGAUAAAAACUGAACAACAAAAACUUGUUGAUAAACUUAUUGAUUGUAUCUUUUUACAUCUUGCAUAUGUUUUAUCCCAAUAUCAGCCACCAACAGUAGCAAAUAUUCACAAUACUCUUCAAAUUUUUCUUAAAACAUGUCCAUUUAUUACAAUGGACAAUCAUAAAUGGAAUGAAAUAACUCGGCAGCAUAUUGAACAAUAUUAUUUAAAAUUAGAUACAAACCAAUCUAAAUCAAAAUUAAUCUCAGUAAUACGAAAAGCAUAUUUUCUGGAUAUUGUAGCAGCAUUUUCAAUUCUAUCAAAAGUUCAACAUAGUGAAAAUCAUUCACGUGUAUUUGAAUUUGAGAUGUUUAAUCAAAUAACAUUACUUCUCUAUACAUUUGGUAAUAAACAAUAUUUAAACAUACGUUCAUGUCAAAAUCUGAAUCAAAUCAUUCAACAAGUAAUUCAACAUUGUCAAUCAAGAAAUUAUAUUUCAACAACUUAUAUUCCACAAAAAUCAAUGUGUUUUCGUGAUACGAUUUUAUCAGAUCAUGAAUGGAGUGAUGAUAAUGAUGAUGUAAUAGAUGAUGAAUUUGUUGAUCAUGAUAAGGAUGAUGAUGAUGAUGAUGACGAUGAAAUUAUCGUAAAUGAUUUAUCAAAUAAAAUUCCAGAAACAAUGAAAUCAUCCUAUCGAAUUAAUUAUCAAGAAUAUCAUUAUCAAUUGAAAUUUUUUGUUAAAUUAUUUGGUUCUUAUAUUGAAGCAAUUGUUUAUAUAUUAAAAUAUCAUAUUGAUAAACAAAUGAAAUCUUUUACAUUAGAACAAUUCAAUUUUAAUCAAUCGUUUUAUUUCCGUGAAACAUCUCAUCUAAUAUCUAAUGAUAUACUUUCAUUUGUACGUCGAGCAUAUACAUAUCGAUCAAUAGAACAUAUCAAUGCAUCUGACGAAAUACUGAUGUUUUUUGAACCGAUAGAUGAUAGUAUAAAUCCUUUAUUAAUAGAUAAUCUAGUAUCACUUCAUGAUGAAUUUGUUAAACUAUUAAAUUGUUGUUGUAUUGAACUUUAA